Prosopis cineraria is the source of this 1331-nucleotide messenger RNA. RefSeq names its product transcription factor MYB3R-3-like. Bases 101 to 1060 code for a protein of 319 amino acids. The transcript has 2 exons. Gene Ontology annotation, biological process: regulation of DNA-templated transcription. Gene Ontology annotation, cellular component: nucleus. The record is from RefSeq and is a predicted model, not a curated record. NCBI's taxonomy places the organism in Eukaryota, Viridiplantae, Streptophyta, Magnoliopsida, Fabales, Fabaceae. Gene Ontology annotation, molecular function: DNA-binding transcription factor activity, RNA polymerase II-specific; RNA polymerase II cis-regulatory region sequence-specific DNA binding.
CCCUCCACUUUCUUAUAUAUCUUCUUUCCGACUUCUCUCUCUCCUGUGCUUCAUCUUCAAGUUUAAUUCUUACAACAAUUAGCUAACUGCUUCCCCUUCCAUGGAGGAUUCUUCUUCAUCUGCGGUCGAGGAUGCCAAGACUAGUUGCCCUCGCGGUCACUGGAGACCCUCCGAGGAUGAGAAGCUCCGGCUGCUCGUUCAACAAUAUGGUGCCCAGAACUGGAAUUCAAUCGCCGAGAAGCUCCAAGGAAGAUCAGGGAAAAGUUGCAGAUUAAGGUGGUUUAAUCAGCUUGAUCCUAGGAUUAACAGAAGGCCGUUUACAGAAGCGGAAGAAGAGAGGCUACUUGCAGCUCAUCGAAUCCAUGGGAAUAAGUGGGCACUCAUAGCAAGGCUUUUUCCAGGUCGUACUGAUAACGCUGUGAAGAAUCAUUGGCAUGUUAUAAUGGCGCGCAAGCAAAGAGAACAAUCUAAGUUAUGCGGGAAGAGAAGCUUCCAAGAUGUUUAUAACUAUAAUGAUUCUAAUUACAGUUGUCCCAAGAAAAUCUCAUCAAACCCUUAUCAAGACGUGUUAAUUAGCUCCAGAAUGAAUGGGUUAGAGAAUGCCAGAUUCUUUGAUUUCCGUAACUUUAAACAUAAAGAUAGAAUAUUUGCCGAUUCUCCCUCCACUUCUUUGGCUUCUUGGAGUUUUGCUACCUCAUCAUCAAACGGUUCUCCUGCUGCGGAUUCAUUUAGAAGAGAUGGCAGAGAUUUCUUCAAUUCUCACUCCAACAACCAAUACGUUGUAUCAGAAAUAUCGAAAGGUUCAGAUAGGUUUCAUUACAGAAUUUAUCCGAAUUCUUCAGCAAAUUCCAGGAGAGCCGUUCCAUCAAAUGCUUUUGGACUUUUUGGUUCCAACGAAGAUGGAAGGACAAAGAGGGACUUCCCCAGUUUCUGUGAUAGCUCGACAUUCACCAAGGUACGGGCUUCUACGGAUCGGCGAGAGCUAGAAGAUCCCGAACCUAUUGAACACAAAGAAGUUCCUUUUAUUGAUUUUCUUGGUGUCGGCGUCUCUUCGUCAUAACAACAUAGUACAGUAUGUGUUAACUUCAUGAGAGAACACGAGACCAGCUUUCUAGUUUUCAUUACGUGACUUCAGCAUUUCAUUCUCUCUCUCUCUCUCUCGGCCUUUUUUAAUAACAUGCAUGUGAACUUAUACUUAAUUUAAUUGUAAGAGCCACUAGGAUGUGAUGUGAGGGUUCUCGUUUUCUAAAAGUCUUGUAAGCAGGGUAGUCAGGAGCCCAAAUUUUCCGUUCUCAUGAAAUAUUAAGCAAAUCUCUUCUUGUUCCGUAUCA